GGCGGGAGCCGAGCCCGAGCGGACCGAGCCGCGGCCGCAGCCGGGCGGCGGGCGCAGAGGCGGCGGCGCCGGCGGUGCGGGCAGUUAGUCGUCGGCGGCGGCGGCGGCGAUGCGGCGGCCCCGCUGAGCCCGCUAGCUCCGGACGCCUGAGGCCAGCCGCGCAAGGCGGCCCGGGCCGGGCGGGAGCAUGCGGAGCGGCGAGGAGCUGGACGGCUUCGAGGGCGAGGCCUCGAGCACCUCCAUGAUCUCGGGCGCCAGCAGUCCGUACCAGCCCACCACCGAGCCGGUGAGCCAGCGCCGCGGGCUGGCUGGCCUGCGCUGCGACCCGGACUACCUGCGCGGCGCGUUUGGCUGCCUCAAGGUCGCCCAAGUGAUUUUGGCCCUGAUCGCGUUCAUCUGCAUAGAGACCAUCAUGGAGUGCUCCCCGUGUGAAGGCCUCUACUUUUUUGAGUUUGUGAGCUGCAGUGCGUUUGUGGUGACUGGAGUCUUGCUGAUUCUGUUCAGUCUCAACCUUCACAUGAGGAUCCCCCAGAUCAACUGGAACCUGACAGAUUUGGUCAACACUGGACUCAGCACUUUCUUUUUCUUUAUUGCUUCCAUUGUACUGGCUGCUUUAAACCACAAAACCGGAGCUGAAAUUGCUGCCGUGAUAUUUGGCUUCUUGGCAACCGCGGCGCACGCGGUGAGCGCGUUCCUGGCCGCGCAGAAGUGGAGAGUCAGCCUCCGCCAGCAGAGCGCCAGUGACUACAUCCGCGCCCGCACGGAGUCCAGAGACGUGGACAGCCGGCCCGAGAUCCAGCGCCUGGACACGUGAGGACGCGCCAGAGUCCUCUUCCCUCUGCUCCUCGUGCCCGUCCUUUCAAUCAAGUUUUUCUGUCCCUCAUCACGUCAGAUUUUCAUGUGACUAAGUUGAAUUUUGUCCUCCUCGGUAAAAGUUCAUUUUGGGAAAGGGUUUUCACAGUGGCCCUCGUGGCGGGUGCCUGAGGCAGGGAGUCCCGUGCCCAGCUGUUCAGAAAGAGGUGGGCGGGACAGGUCCCCAGAUCCUCUGGUUUGGUGGCCGUGGGAGCCGCUGGCCUCACAGGCUGCCAUGUCCACUUCACUGUCCCUGAGCACAGGCUUCACGUCUGACUCUGAGCCACCUGUCAUAUGUAUUUGUGACAAGUCAGGACUUUGGAUUAAAUGGGGGCUGCUAGGAGUGGGGGGCGGAAAUCAAGGAAUGAAGGUACAUGGUUGGAACAGUCGGUGAGCAGUGAUUCCGGGGCAGCUCCCAUAGCUGCCCCAGGUCAGCUUUAGUCUCGCUGCCAGGAUCCCCCUCUCCCCGUUGUUUUCCAUGCCCGGGGCAUCGAGACACCAGCACAAGCCUGGAAAGCCACGUGAGACACUGAGGGUCUUGGCGGUGGGUGUGCUGGCGGAGCUUUUCGCUGGGUCUGGGGUUUGAGGCGGGUGGGAAAAGCUGGCAUCCUCUUGGCACAGCGCCGCGGCACUGCUGACCUGUGGGAGGGUCACCAUUUGUUUCCUACCCUGCUGAGAAAUCCCUUGAUGCUUCCUCAAAUGAAUCACCUCCCUGAAUCUCAGAUUCUCCUCCAGGAAUGUGGGGACCAUCUUUUUUCCAGUUUCCUCCCUUUCCUGAAUACUUUGAGGCUGGACUGCAGAUUCUCUGUCAUUUUACCUUCCCAGGUAAAAGCCAUGAAAGAAAUACAGUCCAUUCCCCCAGCCCGAAACCUUGCCCAUUUGCUGGCAUCAUGGACCACAGGUGGGGACACACCUCUGUUUUAGGGGUGUGCACUGAUUUUCAAAUGCCUGAGAAGAGUUCUAGAGUGAUUCUGAGUAGAUCUGUCUAGGAUUUGAAAAUACUUGAAUCUGCACCAUGACACACCCUUUCACUGAUGUUUCAGAGGAACGGUCGUCCCUGUGCCUCAGGGUCGUAACCAUGAAUGUCGAUCUUGGAAUCUGUAGGGGAAAGUUCCAGUUAUGUAAGGUUUUGAACUGAUUCUCGAUAAAGUGACGAUUAUUGUGGUGACUGAGUUAAAUGAGCCCCUACGAUGCUGUAGUUUUUUAUUUUUUUUCUGUUGGAGACUAAUUGUAUCUUUUAUGGAAAAAUUGUUUUAACGUGUCAGGUUUUCACUCUGAACUGUUUUUAAUGUUUACAAACCUCACUCUAGCUCUAAUAUUUUGUGUUUCUCCCUGACCGAGGAAAAAAACGCUUACUGCUGGUGGGAAGAUUUUGCAUUAACGUGGAGAGUCCCCAGGAUCUUGUCCUAGUGAGUGUUUACAGCUUCAGCAGCGUGCGGUGUAACGAGAGAGAGGGUCUGGGUCUGGGGGUGGGGCGAGCAGAGCCUGUGUGAGAAGUGUCCAGCUGUGCACACACGGCAUCACGUUCUGCAGAGCAGAGCAGCGUCUGAUUUCCCUGCGUGGGUGGAUUGAUCAGGUAGCGCUGCUUGCCUGGGGAUUCCGCAGGAAACGGUACUGUGCUGUCUCUGAAGGGUCGGGGUUAGGGCUCCCUGAACUGAACAUCCCAUACAAUCCCAGUUCUGCCGCAGUUCCUUUCCAGGGCCGUGACCCAGGUCACCUGUUCAAACCCCUGGUCUGCUCAGGGGCCUUGGGCUGCAGGUGCAGACCCAGCUCAUCAGGCGGUAAUUCCCCUCCCUCUGUUCCCGCAGAGGGCAGCCAGGCCUGGUCACAGCGGGUCUGACGGAGCCCUCUUCCCGUGGAUGUUGUGAGGCCGUACAAACCAUGCUUCACAAACUCCAUACCUAUUAUGUGUAGUGAUUUUUGAGGAGAUUAUGACAUCUGGAUUUUAUCUGUUCAUUUUAUAUAUUUAUUUUGCAUUUGUUGAGUGUAUAUGCUUAGUCAAAAUGGGGCUUCUCUCCCUUUGAGAGUUCCAUUUAAAAACAGGGUCACAAAGACUCAGCCUUGCAUUAAAUGGGGCCCACUUAGAAGGACCACCCUGAACUGUAUCAGAAACCUCCUGCUGGGACUCAUGUUACUUGGCCUCAAUAAAAAAGCCGCCUUUGAAGUGAGAUUGAAAAAUAGAAGACUGUUCAGGCAGGGUUGUUGCCCCAAUUUUCCCAAGUCACUUCAGUAAAACCAGUUUAUCAUCUGGUUGAAAGGAGCCUAUUGGCCUCCUGAGGAUGUGUUGUCAGCUGCAAGGAACGGUUCUGAAGCCCAUCGCAGUUGUAAACGCUGAUAGAUGAUAAAAAGUGGUGACACCUUGUGCCAUAGGCCACUUAGGAAUUAUUGAAUAAUUUGCAUCUUAGUGUUAGAAUCUUGGAAUUAUUUAUUCCCCUGUAACUAUUUAAUGUCCUUUGUGCCAUGAGACUCUCCCAUGGUUUUUGUAAAUAUAUUUCUUUAUAUUUAAUAAGCUCCCACUACAACCAGAAGUGGCCAGGUAUGCAAAUUGGUGUGAUGCAGAGUCAUAAGUCCUGUCACGCGUGGCAGUGUGGUGAGAAGGAAGGAAUAUGGUUGUCCAGUGUGAAUGGAAAGACGCCUGCAUUUUCCGUAUGUUGUCUGUGUGUACAAACAAGACAAUCUAGAUUUGGGGGGCUUAAAAGGACUGUUUUUUGCAGACUGAAGGAAGCUUAUUUUUGCAUUUAAUAGUUCCAAUAUGGACCCAUGUCAGUUUGGUUUGGGGCAUUUUUGAGGCUGAGGCAAUCUUAGUGUUUCUCAGUUUUCUGGUGGGAUGAUAUUGGCUUUCAUAGUUGGUGCCAGACUUGUGUAUGUUUGAAUUUGUUCCUGGAGACUGGAUGGUUGAAACCCUCAAGCAUUUGGUGGAAACUCUGGUGGUUUUAGAUGGAUGCAAACACUGACGUCUUCAGAGAAAGUUUAUCCUGGCAUCAAUUUGGUCGAUGCGGUAUUUUUUCUUUUCUCUGAUUCUCCUUUAGCCUCCCUUCACACUGCUGAAGGCACGGGGUGGGGCGGGGGGAAGUACCUUUUCCCUUUCAUACAGGGAGAUUCUAAUCACGAGAGCCUAAAGAUACUUGUUGGCUCCAUAUAAAGCCAGGGAAAGACAAAGCCAGUUACAGAUUAAAAUCUCACAACAGAAGUUCGAUUUAAAGCAAAGAAAAUAGAUUUUCACUCUACAGCAACAGUCGUCCAAGAGAUUCCCUUUGUCCACAGAAAGGCAAGAAUGUAGUAGCCUGCCCAGUCCCAAUGGCCAUGUCUUCCAUGGCAACUUGAACCAAGAUGCCAGCGUGGAUGAAGCCCGGCCUGGCCCCAGGGAAGCCAAGGACACAGCCUGGUUCUGAGGGCUCGGCUCUGGAAGGUGGAUGCCACCCCCUGCCCUUCGGGCACCAUCACUGCCCUUUGGCUAAAGGCUCAUGCCCAUGGGCAGGCAUGGAGUGUGUCCGACCCCACCCUGUGUCGGAUGCUUCUGGAGAGAGCUUUGUGACUCAGUUGAAAACUUUCCUACUCUUUUAAAGUUUGCAGUUUCAUCUGCCUUUCUUCGAAGGUUUCUUAGUGAUUCAAUCUUGGGUUAAGCCACAUGCGGCCUCUGAGGAGAUGAAGCACUAACCCUUUUGUCUGCAUGUGUAUGUGAAUUCUUGCUUGCAGCGAAUGACCCUUGAAUAUCCCCUCCCAGUUUCAUGUGUGUGUGGCCCAAGCUCACCUUUUCUUGUUGACUCGCAUGUGCUGUUUGGGAAGAAACCCACGUGUUUAAGAGGCGGACCAAGUUCCUAAUCUCGGGCUGUACAAGAUGUUCUGUGGGUCGUUCUUAGAAUCUGUCCUAACGGAUGAAUAAAGUGUGGAGACAACGUGCGGCCCCUGUAGUGAUUCUGGGAGGCCGUGACGACUGAAGUGGGUCCCGUUGUGCCAUCCAUGUUCAAAACAAAGCAACCAUGAAGUCUUUGUGCCAGUGCCAGAUUUUCAUUUUCUCCACCUCUGGUUUACAGGAAAAUAUGACGUUACACAGGUAGCAAAAGGUGAAAACACCUUCUAGGCUGCUGCCGAUUGACUGUCUCAAGUGAAAUAAAAAGUUGCUUCCUGCUCCAGCGACUGCCAUUAGCGUGUGAGGUCUCCAGACAGUUUUCUGGCUCCUAGUGAAGUUCGCAGAACUCAGGGGCUCCCUCUUAUUUCAUCAGCAACCAUUCCCAGGACCAGCUAGGUGACAGCCGGGGAAGUGGGAGCAGGGGCGGGUCUGGGAGGGGAGAGGGAGGAGGGGGAGGCUCAGAAUGUCUGCCGUGGGCCUGUCAAGAGCACUGGACGUGGUUACCCACCCAGGAUGCUUCCUGCCCUCUUUGGAAAAGCGAGGUCUUGUGUCUGGAGCCCACCGGAGAGCAGGAGCCAGCGUGGGGAACAGCGUGCCUUGGCGCUGGGCUCUUGGUGUGAGUUUGGGGACUCACAGGUCUGGACAGGUGACUCGGAUUCUGAUUUGGGUGCCCCUCAGAGAGGACGCAGGCCUGACACCGCCUGCCGUGGCUUUGUAAACGCUCCUGGCUCUUUAUGAAAUCUCCUGUUUCUUCUCUUCUCAGCAGAUAUCUCUGAAAUCAUAACUGUCGGUUGAGAAGGUCAUUUGAAAUAUCUGGCUCUUUACAUUUCUUUUAUUUAGAAACUGUCUCUGAAAGAAAAUACCCUCGAUAUCUGUUAGAUCUAGAAGAAUUUUCUUCUCAAAGUUGAAUGUUUGUUUAACUUUUCUUCACACCAGUAAAUGGCAUUUAUAUACUUUUAGGCUUGACACAGAGGGGUGGGUUCUGAUAUAGUUUCCCUUCGUUUGGUCUAGAUUCUUUUUCCAUUUGGAUAUAAUUUCUCAACCUUGGGGAUUUAUUUUUUCCUUUCUAGUUUUGAUUAUUCUAUAAACAUAAAAGUAAAGAAAAAAAAUUACCCGUAAGUCCGCUGAGUAAAUCAGUGGCAACUUGCCUAGAAUAAAGUUCAGUUUAUGGAUCCUUGAAUCGUCUCUCUUUUUCACAGGGUUAGUCUGUUGUCUAGUUUUUAUGCCAAGACUUUAAUUUGGGUGACUUGCUAUCUAGACACCCUGGAGUGUUGUGUUUUCUUUGGGAUGCAUUCUACACAAGGCCGAGAGCCUUCAUUAAGGGGUUAAUAGCCUGGACUCUAGUGAGCUACAUCAGAACUUUCAUGGUUCUAAUUUAGAGUAGGAACUUGUCUCAAAUGACCUUAAUCAGCUUUGUUGGUGGGAUUAGGGAGAGGCCCAAAGUUUCUUUUCAUAACUGCACCUCAGAGGAGAGAACGCGUGACACAAUUGAUCUGACAGUGGUUUGUACGGGUUUCAGUAGUAGCCUGGAACUAUCCAAUCUGAGUCGUCUUUGGAGGACACUGCUGAAACCCGGUAGGAAGCACCCCUUUUAUCAGGAAAGCCACCUGAAGGGACGGUCAGGAAACGAGGACAGCAUGGGGGCCUGGUGUCCACGCAGGCAGGGCCGGGUCUGUCUGCUUCCCUUCGUGGGCCGUUUUGCUUUCCUGCAUGUUCCAGAAUGGUUUUGCAAAUUUCAACUCUGUUCUCCUUUCUGCAGAUGUGAGGAAGGCAGAUACUCAGUGCUUGGAGGGAGAACUGGCUGGUCCAAGGGUUCCUGGGGGAGCGGGAGGGCAGGAUGCCUGUGCCGCCUCCCGGGACUGGCCCAGGCCGCUAAGGCCUCUCGCCUGCUUCCAACUGUCACUCCGUAACCCGUUUAAAACCGAGUUUUCAAAUCCUGCCUCAUGAUGAAACUGACGUAUGUGGAUAAAACCAGUGCUUUUCAUAACUUGAUUCUGAUGUAGUUUCCUCUAAAAGAAUGCUAGGGGUCGAAACUAUUUGUAUAUGUUGAAAUUUGUAGGGGUUCAGGAACCCGUGGCAAAAACACUUAACUAUUUAUUACAGGUAUGACUGUAUUUUUUCUUUUCCCAAAGUAGGUAAUUAUGUCUUGUGUAUUUUAAGACAAAUAAUAAUCACUUCACCUUUGGUGCCUUCCGUGUGUCAGUCACAUGAACACUCUUGUCAAUCAUGGAAUUGAAGAAAAAAAAGAUGUACAUUUAGUUAAACAAGAUAACACUAUUUUUGUAGCAUGAUUUUAGAUUUUGUCCUUUUAAUAUUGCUUCCAGCAAUGUUGGUUUUGAGGUUUGGUCGUUUUCCCUUUAAACUUCAUUAUAUAUCUUAAAAAAGAAGAAAAAAAAAACCCCAACCCCCCGGCUUUUCCUGUCUUGUUUUCUGCUGCUUUCUCCCCAACAUCUCGUUUCUGCUUAUUUAAACAGUCUGAGAGUAAGAAUAUAUUUCUGUGAAAUAGUUAUUAAUCAGUAUAACUGCAUUUGGCAUUUUUUAACCCCUUUUUCAGUUUGAACAGCCACUGCUCAUCUCAAACAGUAAGAGGAAAGUGGUUCCAUAAAAAAAGAACAGAACAUUCUCGGUGCUCUGACUUCCCCUUCUUUGGGUCUAAAACGGUGAAAAAAGCCCUUUCUCUGGCUGGUGUCUGUCUUCCGGAUCAGCUCAGGCCGCCGUCCUCCGCCUUGGCCAGCCUCCCUCUGCCCGCGUGAGACGUGCUGGGGGGCGGGGGGGGGGGAAUCUCUGCUGGUCUCGGGCUCACCUUCCACUCGGAUCUCAGAUUGGUUUGUGGAUGCCCUGGGUAGGUUCCGUGGCCCUUCCUGGUUUCCCGCCCAAACGUAAUAGAUCCCCUGCUGUGACAAGCUUGAUGAAAUUAAGACACAGAGGACGUGCCGGCUGCUCUUUUUGCUUUCCCACCCCUGCAGGACUGAGUUAUGUCUGGUCAAGAAAAGUCUUGAGUAAACUCGCUGAGCCCAUUUAAAAUGAAGGAAUGGAUUUAUUAAAACAUACAACUGUAGCUUUUGUGUGUGUGUGUGCGUCGCUUUGAAGGGUCGGAAUGUGUCAUUUUCUAACAAAGGAAGUCGAGUCAGAUGGCUGAUAAUUCCCAUGUGAUUACUCGGUACUUGGCCCAGUGAUACUUGGGAGAGGGGCAAUGUUAAUUUAACAACUACUACACUUUGCUUCUUAAAAGUCUAUUUCCUUUAACAGUGUAGACACAGCUGCGGGGCGACCUGAGGUGACGCCUGGUUGGCAAACUUUGGUUUACGCUGUUGGUAGGUCAGAGCUCCCAUCCUGGCUUUUGAAGCUGGUGUGGAUGCCCUGGGGUGGGCACCACCCGGCUCCCACAGGCUCCCACGUUUGACUCUAUUCAUUUGGAGUGGUUUGGGGGCCCCAAAGCCUUUGUUCCUGUUGGUUUGUCCCUGACAGCAGACAAAGCCUCGUGCUGCCCUCAGUUUUCCCUCUUUAUUUCUUUUGAAGGACCAAUUUUUCAUGGUACUUGUCCUGAUUGUUUUCAUAGUGUUCAAAUCUGUAUUUUUGUAUGUAGAGGGAAAUAAUUUUCUCAACACUAAUCGCUAAUAAAUACUGUAUUAAAUUGUCAUGAAGGAGUUCUUGUUUAAUAAACGGACAUGUAAAAA
This is a messenger RNA of Aethalodelphis obliquidens (Pacific white-sided dolphin), 8379 nucleotides long. RefSeq names its product CKLF like MARVEL transmembrane domain containing 4 (gene CMTM4). The transcript has 4 exons. The record is from RefSeq and is a predicted model, not a curated record. Lineage: Eukaryota; Metazoa; Chordata; Mammalia; Artiodactyla; Delphinidae. The coding region runs from base 188 to 814 and encodes 208 amino acids. Gene Ontology annotation, cellular component: membrane.